Molecule: messenger RNA, 1141 nt
Organism: Alosa alosa (allis shad)
Lineage: Eukaryota; Metazoa; Chordata; Actinopteri; Clupeiformes; Clupeidae
Gene: ggctb
Product: gamma-glutamylcyclotransferase b
Exons: 5
Coding region: 59-697 (212 amino acids)
Molecular function (GO): gamma-glutamylcyclotransferase activity
Source: RefSeq, a predicted model, not a curated record
CCCUUUCGCCCACUUCUUCCUCCACACUCAGGUGAAGAGCGCUCCUGAGACAAAAACAAUGUUCGCCGGUAAAUCUUGUAACAGCUUAGCCAUGAUGCUGGCAGUGGGACUUCUGUGUGAGCCCAUUUUAGAGGCCUCCGGUGAGAUGGAUAACCAUACCUUCCUGUACUUUGCUUACGGGAGCAACUUGCUUAAGGAGAGGCUACAACUUAAGAACCCCUCUGCCACAGUCCACUGCAUUGCCAGACUUAAGGACUAUAAAUUGGUCUUCGGCAACUACAAGGGUCUGGCCAGUGACCGCUGGCAUGGGGGUGUGGCUACGAUAGAGCACAGCCUGGGGGAUGAGGUGUGGGGGGUGGUAUGGAGGAUGAACAUGUCCGACCUUGAGUCCUUAGACAGGCAGGAGAAUGUGAAACUUGGAGCCUACAGCCCAGUGGAAGUGUCUGUGUCGACCCGUGGUCAGGAGCUCAACUGCCGAACGUACAUCAUGAACAGCUGUGUGUACGCUCCUCCCUCUCCUCAAUACCUGAAGGUGAUUGUCAUGGGUGCAGAGCAAAAUGGUUUGCCAAAGGACUACCAGGAGAAACUCCGAUCCAUCGAGACCAACAAAUUUGAAGGGCCACUUCCGGUGAUGUUAGAGGUCGAACGUGCCAUUAAGAGAUCAAAGGAGAGAGCAAACCACCGGUCAGAUGCAUAGUUUUGAUUAUGGACCGCACCUCCGAUGAAGGAUGUUUCCCUGUCUACCGGUAUCCACAGAGAGUUACUUAAGCCUUUAGUCAGCAUUUAGGAAAAGGCAACAGGGCUCUCGUUUUUUUUUUCUGGUGAAGCACAGAAAGAAUGCUUGACCACUUUUAAGUAAUUCUUCACAUAAAAUGUAUAGUUCCUCAAAAAAUACCAAAGGCCUUUACAAGGCAUGGAAACUGAAAGGUUCUUGCACAGAGCCUUAAUUCUUUGUAUAUUUAAACUGGGUUUAAAGGGAGAUUUUUUUUAUUAUUAUUUGAAAAGGGUAAAACAGAUGUUCCAUCCACAGAACCUUUGUCUUGGUCACAAUAGCCUGGUAAGGAAUGCAAAUGCUAAUCCAACCUUUGUAUACUGUAGUAGUAAAGUAAAGAAAUAAAGUAUCAUAAGAUGUUCCGUGUCA